Salvia miltiorrhiza (redroot sage) is the source of this 1539-nucleotide messenger RNA. Its product is annotated as UDP-URONIC ACID TRANSPORTER 1-like. Gene Ontology annotation, cellular component: Golgi apparatus. The coding region runs from base 362 to 1285 and encodes 307 amino acids. The transcript is spliced from 4 exons. Gene Ontology annotation, molecular function: antiporter activity. Lineage: Eukaryota; Viridiplantae; Streptophyta; Magnoliopsida; Lamiales; Lamiaceae. The record is from RefSeq and is a predicted model, not a curated record.
UAAUUGUUUUCUCAUUUUCUCACAGCCCAAUGCGAUGUCUGAUUUCUCCAUCCCUGUCUUCUCUCUCUCACACACACACACUCACAGUAGGCACACUCCAUCGCCUCCACCUAUACAACAAUAACAUUGUAACAGAAAUUCCCAAGCACACGCACCAAAACACACACACAAACAUCUGAUCUGAUCACACACACUCUUAAUAUUAAUUAAUUAAUCAAUCCUGCAAUUACAGAAUUUACACGAAUCCAUCAACCACCAGAAAAAAUUCAACAAUGUCGAACGUGAAAUGAAAAAUCCAAUUACACACCCUCAAUCCAAAUCCGAGAGCCUCUCUCUCUCACACACACGCACAAUAUAAACAAUGUCAUCUAAGAAAGACGCUGUGUUCAUCAGCAGCCUCGUAAUCCUGUGGUACUCGACCAACAUCGGCGUCCUCCUCCUCAACAAAUACCUCCUCUCCAACUAUGGUUUCUCCUUCCCCAUCUUCCUCACAAUGUGCCACAUGUCCGCCUGCGCCAUCCUCAGCUACAUCUCCAUCAUCUUCCUCAAGCUCGUCCCCGUCCAGCGCGUCAAAUCCCGUUCCCAAUUCCUCCGAAUCGCCACCCUCAGCGUCGUCUUCUGCGCCUCCGUCGUCGGCGGCAACAUCUCCCUCAGGUACCUGCCGGUCUCCUUCAAUCAGGCCGUCGGCGCUACCACGCCGUUCUUCACCGCGCUAUUUGCGUAUCUCAUGACGCGGAACCGGGAGGCCUGGGCUACGUAUACCUGCCUCGUGCCUGUGGUAGCUGGCGUCGUCAUUGCUAGUGGGGGUGAGCCCAGCUUCCAUCUAUAUGGAUUUAUCAUGUGUAUAAGUGCAACUGCAGCGAGAGCCUUCAAGUCAGUGCUUCAGGGGGUUCUUCUUUCCAGUGAAGGGGAAAAGCUGAACUCCAUGAAUUUGAUGCUGUAUAUGGCUCCAAUUGCUGUUGUAGUUUUGCUCCCUGCUGCGCUUGUAAUGGAACCUGACGUAUUUAACUUAGUCGUCGCACUUGGAAAGGAACAUAAAUUCAUGUGGAUUCUUCUUUUUGUCAAUUCAACAAUGGCUUAUGGAGCGAACUUGUGCAAUUUCCUGGUGACUAAGCAUACAAGUGCUCUAACACUCCAGGUUUUAGGCAAUGCUAAAGGUGCUGUGGCCGUUGUCAUCUCAAUCCUCAUCUUCCGAAAUCCAGUCACCUUCAUUGGUAUUGCUGGUUACACCAUGACAGUCAUGGGGGUCGUCGCCUAUGGAGAGUCAAAGAGGAGACACAAAUGAGCACUCGCCGUGCUAUUCUUUGUGCCCGAGUGCACGUAAUCCUAUCUUACGUUCAGUAGGAAUAUAGAGGCUAUUGUUGUAUUUGCAACUACAAGAGACUUAGAGAGCAGUGCUUGCACAUUGUUGUGCAAAAUCAGCUUUAGAUAGUUUAGAUAUAGAGUUGAUUUUUUUGCAGUGCCACUUUGCAUUAUGUUUUGCCAAGAAUCAGACUAGUAGACGAGUUUAGAAAUGUAAGCUUAUUUUUAGUCGCAAAA